AGUCUGUCUGAAACUUUUUAGGUUCUUCUCAUCAGAUCGAUCUCAGCCGCUUCUUUUCUAUCAGUUACCAAAAUUCCCAGUAUCGCCAACCCCUAUUACUAAUAUUAAAGAGAGCAACUGUUUAAAUGAGCAUCUAGAAACUGAGGGUUUAUUGUAUUUUCAGGAGUGGAGAACUUUUGUGUCCCCAAAAAUAUCAAAAUCAGACCUUCUCCCUCAGAUUAAAGGACCUUGCGAAUGGGAUGGGAGCAGCAUCAACUAAUCUGCAGGUCAGGUCAGUUCAUGCCACUCCCUUCCCAUUCCUCUACGUUGGUUUAUCAUAAUUGUCACUGCAGCGCAUCACCACAUUCCCACUGAGCUACAUUCGCGCCACUUCACCUCCUCACAGCCGCUCUGUGAACGAUUCAAAAUGGGAAAAGUUAACGGAUGCCUCAAGUGUGUAUUCAUCUUCUUCAAUUUGCUGUUUGCAAUCAUCGGAGGGGUGCUGAUCAUAGUUACGGGGAUUGCCAGCAUCUACAGCCACCAGAUCUCUGCUGUCGGCGGCUCAGGCCUGGUCUGGUGUUGGGUGUUCGCCAUCUCCGUCAUUGGCAUCUCCUGCCUGGGAAUCUGUGCCGCCUGCUCUGAUUACUUAUGUGCACUAAAAACAUUUGCAGGUUUCAUGGGGGCUGGACUGAUCAUCAUGCUGAUCUGUGGCUUCAUUGUCGUCGCCAAAGGAAAUGAGAUGAAAGAAGUCGUUUACAUCACCUACAGAGACUAUGUAGACUAUAUGGAAGACGAGCGUUCAAUUCCGCCUGUUGAAAGUCACUCUCUUAUGUUCUUCCAGGACAAAUGCUGUGAGUUGAUGGGAGCUAAGGACUGGGGCUCUGACAUCCCACUGUCCUGUGCCUGCUAUGGCAGCCCAGAAUGUAAAUCCAGGCCUUAUGGAACAACUGGCCCGUACCUGAUCUACGCAAAGGGCUGCAUGGAGAUCAUCUUACAGUACAUAGACACUGGCUUAAACAUCAUCAAGGGCAUCUUUUUUGGAUUUUCCGCCAUUGCACUGCUAGGUCUGCUGAUUUCCUCCUCCAUGAUCCACCAGAUCAAACGCCAUGACAGGUCAGCAGGACAAUAUUCCAUGGCCAUGAAUGACGUCCAAACAGAAGCCCUGUGCCCUUUAACCUCUGCACUGUUACAGGAGGAACCAGCGGUCAAGGCGUGACCUCAUUAA
Mugil cephalus (flathead mullet) is the source of this 1204-nucleotide messenger RNA. RefSeq names its product tetraspanin-8-like. Gene Ontology annotation, cellular component: membrane. Lineage: Eukaryota; Metazoa; Chordata; Actinopteri; Mugiliformes; Mugilidae. The record is from RefSeq and is a predicted model, not a curated record. The transcript has 9 exons. Bases 407 to 1195 code for a protein of 262 amino acids.